AUGCAGACGCGCAAAUGCACGAAUUCGGGCAGCGGUCGAUCGGCGGUUUUCGACCGACCAAAAUUAAUUCUCUAA
Messenger RNA from Caenorhabditis briggsae, 75 nucleotides. NCBI's taxonomy places the organism in Eukaryota, Metazoa, Nematoda, Chromadorea, Rhabditida, Rhabditidae. The transcript has a single exon. The coding region runs from base 1 to 75 and encodes 24 amino acids. The record is from RefSeq and is a predicted model, not a curated record.